AUGGAAAGAGAUUUGACUUAUAAUGCCCCGAAAAUAAAGUUUACCGAUACUGAAGGACAAGAAGAACAUUUUUAUUUCAAUCGGAGUAACAAUUCAACCAAUGAUUUAACCAGUCAUGACUCUUCAUCAACUCAACUACAAGAUGCCAAUUCCAGAAGACAAGCCCCACCACCACCACCACAUAAUCCAUUUUCUGACAAUUCCCAUGAAAAUAGUACUGAAUCAUUAUAUCAAUCAGAAACAAGAUUUCAUCAACCACUACUUCAUAAUGAUAGUAAUAAUAGCAAUAGCAGUAUAGGCAAUAAUAGACAACGUAUUCCAUCACAACAACAUGAUACACUGUCAUUAUAUUCAGCAUCACCAAUAUCAACAUCACCUUUAGUUUCUAAUUUUCAAUCAUAUCUGGACAACCAAGACGAAAUGACUCGAGGUAAGUAUAACCAGAAUACAAAUCGGUCAAGUUCAAAUUAUAUUCAACACAGUCCAACAUCAGCAGGGUACGAUAGAUAUCCGCUUAAAACUCAAUCCAGUAUUGGUGGAUCAAUGCUGAGAAUUGGUUUAUCAUCAUCAUCGCCAUCACAACAACAACAACAACACAUGUAUGAUAACAAUUCAUCUAAUCGAUCUCUGUAUUCACCUGAUUCCGCCACUGAUUUAAUGGUUUAUGAAAAUGGAGAAUUUAGUCCAUUUGGAGGAUAUCCAGCAAGUUUAUUCCCCUUAAGUAUUGAUGAAAAAGAACCCGAUGAUUAUUUACAUAAUCCUGAUCCUGUUCAAGAUGCCGAAUAUGAUAAAAAUCGGUUUUUAUAUGACUUAAAAACCAUGGAUAAGAAAUCUAUGAAUGGAUUAAUUGCAUUUAUUGUAAUGUUUUUAAUUGCUAUUGCUAUAUUUAUAAUUUUACCAGUUUUCACAUAUACUGGAUAUAACCCCAAGGCGAAAAAUUUUGAAAAUUAUGAGGUUUUAACUAGAUAUCUGUAUCCAAGAUUAAGUGCUAUCCGAACUUCAUUAAUUGAUCCUGAUACUCCUGAAGAUGCCUUAUUUUGGAAAUCUAAAAAUGGUGAAGAAUGGCCAUUGGUGUUUAGUGAUGAAUUUAAUGCCGAAGGUAGAACAUUUUAUGAAGGUGAUGAUCAAUUUUUCACUGCACCAGAUUUACAUUAUGAUGCCACUAAAGAUUUAGAAUGGUAUGAUCCCGAUGCUGUAACUACGGCUAAUGGAACAUUAACUUUACGUAUGGAUGCUUUUAAAAAUCAUGGAUUAUUUUAUCGAUCAGGGAUGAUUCAAAGUUGGAAUCAAAUGUGUUUUACUCAGGGGAAAUUGGAAUUUCUGGCAAAAUUACCCGGGUAUGGUAAUAUCACUGGAUUUUGGCCUGGGUUAUGGUCAAUGGGAAAUUUAGGUCGUCCAGGGUAUCUUGCCCUGACUGAAGGUGUUUGGCCAUAUACUUAUGAUUCAUGUGAUGCUGGUAUUACACCUAAUCAAUCUUCUCCAGAUGGGAUUUCUUAUUUACCAGGUCAAAGAUUAAAUAAAUGUACUUGUCCAGGUGAAGCUCAUCCUAAUCGUGGUGUUGGUAGAGGUGCCCCUGAAAUUGAUGCAUUGGAAGGGGAAAUUCAUGGUGUUAUAGGUAGAGUUUCUCAAUCAUUACAAGUUGCUCCUUAUGAUAUUUGGUAUAUGCCCAAUUAUGAUUUUCUUGAAAUUCAUAAUAGUUCAAUAACAUUAAUGAAUACUUAUGCUGGUGGACCUUUCCAACAAGCUAUUUCGGGUGUAACAAUGUUAAAUGUUACAUGGUAUGAAUAUGGUGAUCAUCAACAUAAUUUCCAAAAAUAUGGUUAUGAAUAUUUAAAUGAUGAUGAAUCAGGUUAUUUACGUUGGUUUGUUGGUGACAAUCCAACUUUUACAAUCUAUUCUCAAGCUUUACAUCCAAAUGGUAAUGUUGGUUGGAGAAAGUUACCUAAAGAACCUUUAAGUUUGAUUUUAAAUUUUGGUAUAUCUAAUAAUUGGGCUUAUAUCGAUUGGCCAAGUUUAGUUUUCCCUUCAACUAUGAGAGUCGAUUAUGUAAGAGUUUAUCAACCUAAAGAUCAAAUUAAUGUUGGUUGUGAUCCAACCGAUUUCCCAACUUAUGAUUAUAUUCAACAACAUUUAAAUGUUUAUCAAAAUGUUAAUUUAACAAAAUUUGAAGAUGGUGGUUAUACUUUCCCCAAACAUAAAUUAAUUGGAUGUUAA
Molecule: messenger RNA, 2214 nt
Organism: Candida albicans SC5314
Lineage: Eukaryota; Fungi; Ascomycota; Pichiomycetes; Serinales; Debaryomycetaceae
Gene: SKN1
Product: Skn1p
Exons: 1
Coding region: 1-2214 (737 amino acids)
Biological process (GO): fungal-type cell wall organization; (1->6)-beta-D-glucan biosynthetic process
Cellular component (GO): plasma membrane; endoplasmic reticulum membrane
Molecular function (GO): glucosidase activity
Source: RefSeq, a predicted model, not a curated record